This is a messenger RNA of Tympanuchus pallidicinctus (lesser prairie-chicken), 13897 nucleotides long. It is a transcript of the gene RC3H2, whose product is annotated as ring finger and CCCH-type domains 2. Bases 5190 to 8765 code for a protein of 1191 amino acids. The record is from RefSeq and is a predicted model, not a curated record. NCBI's taxonomy places the organism in Eukaryota, Metazoa, Chordata, Aves, Galliformes, Phasianidae. The transcript is spliced from 20 exons. Gene Ontology annotation, molecular function: metal ion binding.
CUAGUGCAUCCCUGAGUUUUUCUCUUGUUGAUAACUUUUCCGGAGUUAAGUAGGCUGCAGAUAUUCCCAGAGGCAUGAAUGUUCAGUGGAAAAAAAAAAAAAAAGGAUUGGAAUAUCAUCUCUAGUGGUUGCUAAAGGCUUUCCUUCAUAUAGAAUUUGAUGUGUGAUAUAAGCAGAUUCGCAUGUCACAGAUAUUAUGGAAUGUAGAAAAAAGCAAGUCUGCUCUGAAAGGAGGAUUUAUUUUAAUUUCAAGUAAUCAUUGCUGAAUGAUGUGAAGCUAUUAUGAUUUCUAAGCCUUUAAUGAAGCUAGUUUUGUAAAUGAUGGCUACUGAAGAGAAAUGAAUAAAAGAUUCUAGCCUUUGCAGAGAAUACUUUAAUACUUGCAAUUUGAUGACGUGAGCCAUGAGCCAGUCAGGAUGCUUUCAGAACUGCAUAACUUGAGAAGGAGGACUUGAAAAAGUUGCCUCUGCAAAGCAAGCAAACAGCUAAUCUGCAUAAGUGACAUGUUAUAAUGGAGAUGAUUUUAAAGCAGAAAAGACACGAUCUCUGCAGUCAACCAUAGGAGCUUGUCAAUAUCAAGGACUCUUUAAUUUAAUCAUUACAUUGAUUAUUUUUUUUAAGGUUUGUGGAUUCAAUCCACAGUGGGCUGUACUGCCUCAGUUUGUGGAAGCUCUACAUAACAAGUUGCCAUAUUUUUAUUUUUAAGAUCUCUUCUGUAGAGGAGCCUUUGAGUCCUAUCAAGUUGCUCCGUUUCUCAUUCUCACACAAGAUCUGUUUGCAAGCCUGUCCUUUGCGUGAGCCUCACAAGGGAGCUGGUGAGGAGCCUGAGCAGAGCAGGCUGGCAGGAACACCGGGCUGCUGCUUCUGAUCAGAGCUGUGCCUGCUGCUGCUCUCCUCUUCCUGGGCAGCUGCCUGGGGGAGCAGAGUUCAAGCCCUCAGCCCUUGCUUUCUCUGGCAAGGGCUGGUACUUACGUAUCCCAUGUCUUGAUAUUGCCCUGUGCCCAGUGGUGUGCAGCCCUGAUGGGAAACAUUCUCAACCUCGUGUUGAACUUUUUUCUAUUCAAAGAAAAUGGAGUUAUCAUAGAAUGAGGCACAUUCUCACCAUGCAGCCUGGUAACUGGGGCAUCUGGCUGGGGAGGAGGUGCUGACUUUUUUCUCCCUUGCUCAAAGAGUUGCACAAAUGAUCAUUGCAAAUGAGGGGAAAUCCAAGUCAUCUACUUGGACAGCUGAAGGUGAGGCUAAAGUCAUCUUUGAGAGCUAUUUGGUGCUUUUGUGCGAGGAACAGCUUCAGCUGGAGAUCGAAAUUGCCCCCAUCUGUACCUGUUUGGUUGCUUUUUUGGAAGGUGGAAAUGUGGGCUUGAAGUAUUAAAAAGGAAUUAAGUUUGUAUCUCUGUGUGGGUGAGAAAUCUAGCUGGUGAAGGAAGAUGUAAGCCAACACCAGCCACUAACUGAACUGCGUCCCUUUCUCUACUUUUGUGUCAUGUUCUUGUACUGAUGUGGAGCAGUAAAUGUCUCCUCCUGCUGUUAGGCCUCUGAGCUCUGGAUAUGAAUGGAUUUGAGAAUGAAGCGUUGUCAGCAGUGUUUCCAGUCAGCUCUUCCAGACAGUGCAGGGCUCAGCAUCCUUUGCAGUGCUCCGGAGCCUCUCCUUGCAGCUCGGUUCUGGCUGCCUUCAGGUUGGCAGAUUGGGAAGGCAGGCAGAGGAGACAGGUAACUGCUGAGCCUGGCCAAGUUAACAUGCAAAUUUGAACCUUUUUCCAAAUACAGACGUUAAUGACAUGUGUCUGUAUUUCAGAUAAAAAGCAUCUCAGUCUCAUCUAGAAAGUGGUCUGGAGGUCCCAAACUUCCCAUGAGGGAGGAAGACAGUAGCACUUAGAUUAGCUGUACACUGUGUCAUGGGAUUGGGUAGCUAAAAGUUAAUGUAAAAUAAGAACAUCCAGAUCUUACAGCUUCUAUCUGGAAGUGGUACAGCUGAUCAAUGAGGGUACUGGGGCUUCACACCCACCUUCCUGUCACUGCGAUCAGUUCCAUCAAAUAUCCUGGUCUAAAAUAAUCACAGGAAAGUCAGCGGCUAUCAUUGUUACUAAACUCCAGUGCAACCAUUUCUGCAAUGGAAAAAUGUUACUGUAUUACAAACAAAAUGACUCAACUCUGAUAUAUUAUGUAACUUUGAAGCUAGGCGGGUGUUUUUUAUUUGUCAUCUGAAAUGCUGCUUUUAAUAGUAAUACAUGUCAUUCCUACAACAUAGUAAAUAGUAAACAUAGUUAUAUAUAUAUGUGUGUGUGUGUGUGUAUAAAAUUUGCUGUGUCUCACCAAGCUCUUGUAUGUUUGACCUGUUCCUCUAUGUGGGAUGCUUGUGCUUUGGCAAGGAAAAGAAGCCUGGUAUCAUGUGUAGAGGUGGCAUAUUUAACAGACAGAUCAAGUAGACAAAGGAUAAUUACACUGAGCAUAUUUUCUGUUUAAAACCAAAACCCCAGUGGCUUCUUGUUUUAUUUUGUUUUCUUCCUUUGUUCAGUUCAGAGCACUGGAGCAAUUUGUUCUUCAGGAGUCCCUGAAAUCCAUUGGUUCUGACAAGGAACAAGAACGUGUUACAUUUGGCUUAUGCCUUCUGUAGGAGUCAGCGUGAUGGGGAGGAGGUUUGGCACCUUCUGAAGGCACAGCCUUCAGGUGGGGCAGUGACAGGUAGCAGCUGUGGUGGCUUCCUCUUGCUGUGGCUGCCCGAAGCUUUGAGCUGAGAGCUUUCCUCAACUGUGUGCCCAUUUCGUUAGUCUUUUUCCUGACAAGAAAUCUGGAAGUCAGCACAUGCUGAGAAGAGUCUGCCAUUUCUGAUGGAACAGUGCGCAGAGAUCUGUACAAAUCAGGGGUGCACUCUUCAAGAAUCUGUUCUGCUUUCUUUCCGUGCUGGUCAGGGAAACAACUAUUUUAGAAGCCUGUAGAGAGGUGGUGUUAGUUGCACAUGUCUGUAGUAUCUGUGGAGACUGAAUGUGGGUACUGAGUUGGAGUUCUUGCACUUCAGCUACUUAGUAAGCGGUUUGCUCGGAGGCUGCCAGUGACCAGCAGCACAGUGGCAGCGGGAUGUGCGUGCAGCAGCCUUCCUUUGCAUCUCUCCCCUUGUGUGUCACCAUGGCAGCGCUUCCUUGAACAGUCCGGGCUGUGCAAAGAGGAGCGUAAGGCCCUGGGUUUUGGUCUUGGAGCAGCACAGUGGUGGUGGCAGCACCUCAGUGUUCCAGGAAUGCAGGUAUUUCCUGCAAGGCUUUAUGCCGCAGUUCUGCCCAGCACUUGUUGUUGAAGCGAGUGAGCUGAAGAACGUGGUGGGAUCCUUUAUAGAGGAAUGAAAUGUCUUUUUAGGUGCAUUGGCUCAUUUGUUUUUGCAAUUACUUGUUUUGCUUUGGGGUUCCAGUGGUUAAAAGAUAAGUGUAGCAAUAGCAGGUUAAAGAGGAGCAUCUUUUUUCACCCCUGCGAGAGCUUUGACUGUGCUUUCAGACAAGCUGGAUGAAAAUCUGUUGUCCAGUACGUGUGAAUAUUUUGGCCAGUGUUAGAAGCACUGCCUCAGCAGCUUUGUUCUUAAGGGACAGGUUCAACUUCCAGUUUGUUUUGUUUUAUGUUCACUGUGAAUUUGCUUUACUGGGGGUGGGAUUUCUGCAUAAUACCAAAAAGCGCGCUGAGGUAGGCACGUGUUGUACAAAUGUCCUGUUACUUAAGGGGCUCUGAAUGGUCAUCGUGUUAAAUAGAAUUUCUGAACAGAUGGCUACAACUAAUGUGUAAUGCUGGAGCACCAAAUAGACUCGAUAUGUGAUGUAAUUAUCUCAGUGGUCCAAUACUUUAGCAUUAAUUACAUGUUAGCACAGCCAACAGUGGACUCACAGUGAAGCGUUACUGAAUUCAAAUCCAGGAGAGAGAGCACAGCUUUCUUAAAACAAUUACCUUUUUUUCCAUGAAAAAAAAAUAUAUGUAUUGAAAUGUGUCAUUUAAAUAUCUAAAUAUUUGCAUUCUAAUAAGCUGCUAGGAUAGGCUUGUUCAGAGCCUUGAAGUGAACUAACAGGUCUGCAGGUUGCAUAGAAAGUCAACAUUGCUGCACAUUGCAGUGCAGGGUGGGGCUGUUCUGCUCACAGGUGAAUGUGGAUAUGAGUCUUCCACCCAAGUUUUAAUGUAAAUGGUUUCAGUGAACUUCCCAGGCAUGUUGUCUUUUUCAUAGGACUUAAGUUAUGUAAAAUGUGACAUAUUUUAGAACAGCUGUUUUUUUUGAAUAGGCAGAUGUAAAGGACAUGCAUGAUACCUCUGAACAGAGAAUUUUCAAGAGAAAACCCUUAAUAACAAACCAAUUGAAGUUAUUGCUUGCUUUAUCCUUAAGUGCUAUCCAGAAUGCCAGGAUUUUCUGUAUAUCAGAUGUUUUCCUGCAAGUUUGCUGAAGUGGGGUUGUGUUGUUGUGUCUGGUAGAGGUGUAAAAAGCAAAACUAGGCAGAACGAUCUCGAGUGCUCUGAUGGGGGAGGGAGAGGGAGGUGGCAUAAGAGAGUCAUAGAAUUAUUAAGGUUGGAAAAGGCCAAUAAGCUCGUGUAGUCCAGCUGCAGCACCACCAUGCCUGCUAUGCUGUGUCCUUAAAAGAGUACUUAUCUCUUGUUAUUUGUAUCUUUUUGUGAUUCUCAAUAGAAAAUGGUUUGGUAUCUGAUGAAACCUGAAUAAAAACUUCAGAAGGAAAGCAUUGCUGUACUUCACUUCAAAUGAAGUGAACAUAGGUAAUAUUUUGUGCCUUCCCAGGCCCAUUCUGUAACCAGAGAGUUCUCUUAGAGCUGUGAGUGUGAGUUAAGGUGAGAUUGCAUGCUUAUGGUCUUUCCGUGCCAAUAAAUGUCUUCCUUUUCCUAACUAAAGUUGUAUUUAAUCCUGUGAGAAGAACUUUAAUGCCAUUUAUUGUGAAUAUGUUCAAAUUCAACCUACUGUAGCCUACAGUAAUUCAGUUCAUGAGCCUUUCUGUACAAUUAUUAAACUAUCAAGAAGUUGUAUUUUGAGUACUUUGAUGUUAGAAUUCCAUGUUAGUCUAUAAAACACUGAAAUGGUAUUUUUUUUUUAAUUCAGACUCAUUCUAGACUACCAGAAAGCAUGUUUUAAAUAAUCUGUUAUUCACUUACAGCUGCCAAAACGUAGUACAGUGAAAUAAUGGUCUUCUAGCCUGCUAAGCAACUGUCCAGCUUCCACAAUGCCUGUGCAGGCAGCUCAGUGGACAGAAUUUCUGUCCUGCCCAAUCUGCUACAACGAAUUUGAUGAGAAUGUGCACAAACCCAUCAGCUUAGGUUGCUCUCACACUGUCUGUAAGACCUGCCUGAACAAGCUUCAUCGCAAGGCAUGUCCUUUCGACCAGACUGCCAUCAACACAGACAUCGAUGUGCUUCCUGUAAACUUUGCACUCCUCCAGUUAGUUGGAGCCCAGGUACCUGAUCAUCAGACAGUAAAGUUGAGUAAUGUAGGAGAGAACAAACAUUAUGAAGUAGCAAAGAAAUGUGUUGAGGAUUUGGCACUCUACUUAAAGCCAUUAAGUGGAGGAAAAGGUGUUGCUAGCUUGAAUCAGAGUGCACUGAGCCGUCCAAUGCAAAGGAAGCUUGUGACACUGGUGAACUGUCAGCUGGUAGAGGAAGAGGGUCGAGUUAGGGCUAUGAGAGCAGCUCGAUCGCUGGGCGAGAGAACCGUGACAGAAUUGAUCUUGCAGCACCAAAAUCCUCAGCAGCUUUCUGCCAAUCUUUGGGCUGCUGUCAGGGCACGAGGAUGUCAGUUUCUAGGGCCAGCUAUGCAAGAGGAGGCACUGAAACUUGUAUUACUGGCACUGGAAGAUGGCUCCGCACUCUCAAGAAAAGUUCUGGUACUUUUUGUGGUGCAAAGGCUAGAACCAAGAUUUCCUCAGGCCUCUAAAACAAGCAUUGGUCAUGUUGUGCAGCUACUGUAUAGAGCAUCAUGCUUUAAGGUCACUAAAAGGGAUGAAGAUUCUUCUCUGAUGCAACUUAAAGAAGAGUUUCGGAGUUAUGAGGCUUUGCGGAGAGAACAUGAUGCCCAAAUUGUUCACAUUGCCAUGGAAGCAGGACUUCGAAUAUCACCAGAACAGUGGUCUUCCCUUCUUUAUGGCGACUUGGCACAUAAAUCUCACAUGCAAUCCAUUAUCGACAAGCUCCAAUCUCCAGAGUCUUUUGCAAAGAGCGUGCAGGAAUUGACGAUCGUCUUGCAGCGCACAGGUGAUCCUGCAAACUUAAACAGGCUGAGACCUCAUUUAGAGCUCCUGGCAAACAUAGACCCAAAUCCAGAUGCAGCAUCUCCAACAUGGGAGCAGCUGGAAAAUGCAAUGGUGGCUGUGAAGACGGUGGUACACGGGCUGGUGGAUUUCAUUCAGAAUUACAGCAGAAAAGGCCACGAAACUCCACAGCCACAACCAAAUAGCAAAUACAAAACAAGUAUGUGCCGAGACCUUCGACAACAAGGGGGAUGUCCAAGAGGAACCAACUGUACAUUUGCUCAUUCUCAGGAAGAGCUUGAAAAAUAUCGCUUGAGGAACAAAAAAAUCAGUGCAACAGUGAGAACAUUCCCCCUUCUAAAUAAAGUUGGCGUUAAUAGCACCGUCUCAACCACUACAGGAAGCGUAAUUUCUGUCAUAGGAAGCCCUGAAGCAACAGGAAAGAUGGUGCCAAGUACUAAUGGAAUAGCUAAUCUAGAAAGUGGUGUUCCCCAAUUGAUUCCUCGCUGUGCAGACACCUCCUUAAGAGCUUUGGAGAACACAAAGAAGGCAGGGAAGAGUGGAGCCAAUGGCCAGAAUGUUUCUGGAUCCCCUACAGAAUCACUACCUGAGAAUAAAAUUGGUUCUCCACCCAAGACUCCUGUAAGCCAGGCAGCAGCUACCUCAGCUGGUCCUCCUAAUAUUGGAACAGAAGUGAAUUCUGUGCCUCCAAAAUCCAGCCAGUUUGUUCCCAGAGUACCUGUUUACCCUCCACAUUCUGAUAACGUUCAGUAUUUCCAAGAUCCCAGAACUCAGCUGUCGUAUGAAGUUCCACAGUACCCACAGACAGGGUACUAUCCACCACCUCCAACAGUACCAGCUGGCGUGGCUCCCUGUGUUCCUCGAUUUGUGAGGUCCAAUAAUGUUCCAGAAUCCACCCUCCCACCUGCUUCUGUGCCAUAUGCCGACCAUUACAGUACGUUUCCACCUCGAGAUCGACUGAAUUCUCCUUACCAACCUCCUCCUCCGCAGCCGUAUGGACCAGUUCCUCCCGUCCCUUCUGGAAUGUAUGCUCCAGUUUAUGACAGCAGGCGCAUCUGGCGCCCACAGAUGUACCCACGGGAUGAUAUUAUUAGGAGCAAUUCUUUACCUCCCAUGGAUGUGAUGCACUCAUCUGUCUAUCAGACAUCAUUACGUGAGAGAUACAACUCUUUGGAUGGCUAUUACUCCGUGGCUUGCCAACCUCCAAAUGAACAGAGGACUGUGCCUUUACCAAGGGAGCCUUGUGGUCACUUGAAGACUGGGUAUGAUGAACAGUUACGACGGAAGCCAGAACAGUGGGCACAAUAUCACACACAGAAAACUCCUCUUGUAUCAUCAGCCCUUCCUAUGGCAACGCCAUCUCCAACACCACCUUCUCCUCUCUUCAGUGUAGAUUUCAACACAGAGUUCUCUGAGAGUGUCAGUGAUUUGAGUGGAACUAAAUUUGAGGAAGACCAUCUCUCUCACUAUUCACCGUGGUCUUGUGGCACUAUUGGUUCUUGCAUAAAUGCUAUCGACUCAGAGCCCAAGGAUGUGAUUGCCAAUUCAAAUGCCGUGUUAAUGGAUUUGGACAGCGGGGAUGUUAAAAGGAGAAUGCACUUAUUUGAAACUCAGAGAAGGGCAAAGGAAGAAGAUCCUAUAAUCCCAUUUAGUGAUGGACCGAUCAUUUCCAAGUGGGGUGCCAUCUCCAGGUCAUCCCGCACGGGUUAUCACACAACAGAUCCAAUUCAGGCCACUGCUUCCCAAGGAAGUGCAACUAAGCCCAUCAGUGUAUCAGAUUACGUUCCUUAUGUCAAUGCUGUUGACUCAAGAUGGAGUUCUUAUGGCUCAGAUUCAGCUUCAUCAGCACGUUAUGCAGAACGGGACAGAUUCAUAGUUACAGAUUUGUCUGGUCACAGGAAGCAUUCCAGCACUGGAGAUCUAUUAAGUAUUGAAUUACAGCAGGCCAAAAGUAACUCAUUGUUACUUCAGAGAGAGGCAAAUGCACUAGCCAUGCAACAGAAGUGGAAUUCUCUAGAUGAAGGCAGUCGACUUACCUUAAAUCUUUUAAGCAAGGAAAUUGAUUUGAGGAAUGGUGAGACUGAUUAUAGUGAAGACUGUGCUGAUACAAAGCCAGAUCGAGACAUCGAGUUGGAGCUAUCUGCCCUUGAUACAGAUGAACCUGAUGGGCAGGGUGAACAAAUAGAAGAGAUUCUGGACAUACAGCUAGGUAUCAGUUCUCAAGAUGAUCAGCUGCUCAAUGGAACAACUGUAGAGAAUGGGCAUCCACUAAAGCAGCACCAGAAAGAAUCUAUGGAACAGAAGAGACAAAGUUUAGGUGAAGACCUUGUGAUUCUGGAGGAGCAGAAAACAAUCCUGCCCGUAACUUCUUGCUUCAGUCAGCCGAUCACAACAUCUGUUAGCAAUGCAAGCUGCCUGCCCAUCAGCACAUCAGUCAGUGUUGGCAGCCUCAUUUUGAAAACUGCUCACAUUAUGUCUGAGGAUAAAAAUGACUUUUUAAAGCCUGUUGCAAAUGGCAGGAUGGUUAACAGCUGAAAGGCAUUCAUCUUUCCAGCUUGUGACCACACCGUGGAAGCAUUUACACUAGCUUUUUAUAUAUAUAAUAUAUAUUAUAUAAUGUAUAUUUUUUUUAAAGAAUAAUAUUGGGGUCAUGCAUUUCCUGUGGACUCUUUGAUACUUCAAGCCCCUCUCGCAUUAGCAUUCUGAAGAAAAAAAACUUACUUUACUAGGGUAAGGCGUUCACUUUCCACAGAUGAAUGGAAUUUGGACAUUGUUUUACUUAAGCUUAAAGCAGCUUUUUAUGAGUUUGUAGCAAUCCGGUGCGGUAUCUGAGCCAUUCUUGUUUAAAAUGGCUUCUGUAGAAAACUAACAACUCAGUUAUUUAAACUAGCAGGAUCCUACGAUGAUACAUCUAGUGAAAGGAAGACUAACUUAUUUGUCUCUAUUUUGUUUCAUGAGAGAAGAACUUGUGUCUUGUUGCAGCUGCUUUUUCCUUAGUUGUGGAACUUUGCAUGGAGUAUUGUUUCCUGAUUGAAGACUGAGAGGUGGGGAUUUGGACUUGAGACUUUUUACAGGGUUAACACACCAUUAGCUUUGCACUGCUGCAUUAUUUGCAGGUCUGUGAUGCAGUGCUUUGCUGCAGCGUUUUGUUUCCAUUUCUCCCCCCGUGCACAUACACACACACACACACACACACAUUUCUGCUUUAGUACUGUAGAUACACACAUACACAGGCUACUUGUCCAAGUAAAGUUACCAGAAGUAAACCAAGUGCCUAAGUCCUCCAGCUAACGUACUAGGUAUUGAUCUCCCGAGUUAUACACAAAACAAUUUUCAGUCAUACUGAGAGGUUAUACACUAAUGUAACAGCAGUUUGUUCUUUUUUUUUAUUAAUGGUUCUCAACUUGCAGAUUAGAAUCCAGAUGACUUGGCAAAAAGUAUCAGGUGCUCUUUGCUUUCCUUUGAAAACCCUGUAUGUAGAGUUUGCACUGACUAACAAGAUGGUAUUGCUGUUUUUGUACUGUUUUGUUUUUAAUUUAAACUAAAUAUUGGGAAUUUAAGGCAGUUAUUACCUUUUAUUUAGUGUUGUUAAUCAUAAUUUUAUAUUCAGGUUUAAUUUUUGCUUGUUCAGUGGCAACUUAUUUUGAAAGACUUUGAAAAUACAAUAAUAUAGCAUUAUCUGACCUUUAGAGCUCUGAGAAGUGUAUGAAUUUAUGCCCUGUUAAGAUGUGACUGAGAAUCCUGUUAGACAUGUCAGCUGAAGAUAGAUAUUUUUUUUCCUUUCAUAAAUGCACACGAAGUAGAGCCCUGGGCAGAUGUUUGUUUGGUUUUUAAGAAGCUUUUAAUCAGCUUUUUUUUUUUUUUUUUAAGAAGGCAGGACUCUCCCUCCUGAUGAUUACCAUCUUGUUUGUCCUCUUACUUUUCUUUGUGACAAGUUUUACUUUUUUGUUUGUUUGUUUUAUUAACUUCUGUGAAGUUGUUCACUCUGAAAAUUGUACUGGAAUAUUUUAAGCCAAGCUGAUCUUUCACCAGGUGUACUGCAUGUAAGGGCUUUUCCUGCUAGCAAAAUGCUUAAAGAGGAUCAUGUUACUGGUCGUCUGAGUUGUUAUUUUACAAAAUCACAGCUAUGUGGUCGGGUAAGAUUUUGAUAACUGUUUUGUGCACGUUUCUGGGGGGUGGGGGUUGGCAUUUCCCUGAGGGUUACUGAUUAGACUGAGUAAAUAUUGGUGUUUGAUAUCUCUCCUAAUGAACCUGUCCAUGAAAUAAUUAUGUUGUAAAUAUACCUGAAAAUCAAGGGUUAGUUUUGAUAUUCUGGUGUCAGUAUGGAAGAUCUUACACAUCUAUUUAAUACUCCAAUGUUAAGGAAUGUAUGUAGAAAAACAGUCAAGUAGUCUUUUAGUUUCCUUUGGCUGUUGCUGAACCUUCCUGUAGCCAGUGCCACCUCAUAGCUAGGGUUAGAUCGAUGCUUUGUUUCACUUGCAACUCAAAGUGAAUGGAUACAAGAACCAGACCACCUUUGUCACCUUAAUUUAUUUCCUAUUGAUGUUAACCUUAACUUAGAAUGUUAGACAUAAAUAUGAUUGUUGUAUAUUUUAUACCAAGACCAUUCUGUAAAUAUGAAUUUAUAUUACUUUUGAAAUGCUUCUGAGAUACUAUUAUUUGCUGUACAAUAUAAUUCCAAAACAGAUAUGCAAACAAGUAUGUCUCUUUCAUGGAUAUUUAAACAGUGAGAUCUUCCAUGUUGAAGGUGAUGUAAUUUUUUUAAAAGAUUUUUAAAUUUUAAAUUGCUAUUUUGUUACAAAAAUAGAGAAAAUAUAAAGGUUUGAGAAGUCCUUAUUUGCCCUCAGGGAAAGAGCCCUCUGUGCACCAGAACUCCACAGAACAUCUUCAGCAUGAUCUGAGGGUGAAUAUAUACUACAUAAAUUGAUUGUGUAUUUACCUUAACUUUUUAAUUUUAAAAUUGCAGUUUUAAAAACUUGGUUGUGCUCUGCUGGAGGGGGAUUGGAAUAAGCUGCUUACACACAUUUGCCUGUUUGUCCAGUGAAGUUACAUAAGCCUAACAUAUUCCUGCCAACCACAUUGGCAUAUAUAAGAACAAAUGUAUCUAUCUACUCUUGCCUGCAGCAGGAGGUCCCAUGAUAUAGUAGUUUCUAGGAUGACCAUAUACUUUAUAUGGAGAGUUGGUUCUUAACUGAGACUAGUUAUUUUCUUGAAUUUUUAAUGUAGAGAAUGACAGGCAAAAGAAUUACCUGGGCAUUUAAAUAGCAUGCCAGCUUUUGUCUUACAGUUCUAACACUGACUGUGUGAUUUUUGCCAUGAAACUAUGCCCUCCAGUGCCCUGACAAGUAGAAGCUACAGGUGGGAACCCAGUUCUGGCUUUCUUGGUGGAGUUUCAUCCCUUGACCCUAUGAACAAGUAUGUAUUCAUUUGUCUAGUUGCAAAUCAGGUGCCUCUGGGCUAUGGAAGGGCUUACUUUCUGACACUGAGAUAUAAUGACUAAUUUUUGUGCAUUAAUAGCAGUGGUUCCCAUUUAGCUUUUGGCCUAAGAUACCUUUGCUGUCAGAAAAAAAAAAAAAAAAGGCCCAUAGCAGAUUGGGGAAAAGAGAUUGGCUCUUUUGCUUUGCUUGGACAAGCAUUUCGAGUUUGUUUGUUGUGUUUUUUUUUCUUUUCUUUUCCCCUCUUAGGGGUACAGCAGGGAUUUCACAUGCAAGAGAUACAGGAAUUAUUAGUAUCUAAGUUAAUUGUGUUGCCUCACUACCUGGAUUCAUUCCUUGUUUUGCCUCAUUUUCCACAUAGGUCUUAAUAGAGACUAAUGCUUGUGCUGGGAGAAUGCUUGUGUGAGAAGUAAUUAUCUGUACAUUCUUAACAUAUAAUUAUAGCAGAGUGAUAGCCCUGCUACUGAUAUUUUGUUCCUGUAAACAGGUGACAAGAAAUGAAUCUUAGUGUUUAUGCAGAUUUUGCAUUGUAGAAUGUAUACUAGACCCUUCAAAGGAAAGGUUAGACUCUUUGCAAAGCAAACUGGCAUUGGUUCUUGGUAGUCUAGUACAGGGAUGCUGAAGUUUGACACUUGAUUUAAAAACAAAAAAAAAAACUGUACACAGCUGAUUGUUAAAUAAGCUCUUAAUUGCUCAUUGUAGAAGUCUAAUCUGGCAGGUUUUAGUGCUUUGAUAACAUGAUUGUGUUAUUGCACAAUUUUAAUUAUCCUCUGCUCAAGAGCUGAAUGCUGUUCUUGUAUAAUAGUGUACUAGGCUGGAUGAGGUACAAAGCAAUGCACAGUGGUAGGAAACAGCUGAGGAAAGAACACUUAAAAUAACUAUCUACACUCAGAAUAGUUCCAAACAUGUUUUUGUUUGCUUUCUUAAAGCACAAGUUGUCAAGUUGUAUCUGUUGCUGUACAUAGACACUGUAUGCCAGCAGCUCCUUGAUCAUCUUUGUGAACAAGAUUCUUCAUUAUUAUUGGGCUUAAAGGAAGACGUUGAAUUUGAGAGUGUAACAAAAUGAGAAAUGAUCUACAGUAUGUAAAAGUCCAUUCUUUAUGUUGUAGUUUGAUCCCUUCUGUUAGGCAGUUCCCUCUCAUUGAGGGACCUCUUCUGCAAGCAGAACACAACAAACGUGCUUUGGAAUAACCCAGUUUUCAGGAUAAUCGAGCGGCGCUUCGGCAGCAGGCAGCACUGUGCGUCUCUUUGCUGGCAAGGGAGCACAGCGAGGGAAGGGAGCUGUCGGUGACGGGGAAAGCCAAAAAGGAAUCGCUGACAUUCCCAAAUCCAAACGUACCCUGCACCUCCAGUCGUGAUCGAGAGGUUGCCGCCAAGGCUGAACUCGAGCGGAGCCUGCUUCUCUCGCUGCCGAAAGCCAGGGUCGCUGCCCAGAGCCCAUUGACUUACCCAGAGUAGAUCUCCGUGAAUCCGAGGCAUGGGAUGCAUGCAUUUCGUAGCUGGGCAAACAAGUAUAUUAUACGGUAGUUGUGAUACAACACACGUGGCUUUGAUUUGUACUGCACAUCCCCACUGUACAGCCACUCCGAAGUAUUGUGGUUAGCUUGCAGCAUCUGCUGUCCGCAUUUAUACUGUUUACUGCGUAUUCUUUUCCCUGGAAGUUUAAGGAAAUUUUUUUCUUGUUGCAUCGAUUACAUUUUAUAAAUUUGCUUAGCUGGAAAGUUUGGGAAAAGAGGCCUGUUUGUCAAUUGUACAACCGAUUGUGAAGCUCUAGUGUGAAUAUUUUUACGUCUGUAUUAGACAUUUUCUUUGCAAAUCUAUUGUUCGAUUGAAAUGUAAAUGAAAUAAAAGAUGGUGUACACCCAUCAUGUAUAAAGCAGGCACCAUCGCUACGAUGGAUUUAAUGCUCAUUUUUAUGGCGCAUUCUCAGCUUCUAUUUAAAACUAUAAUUUAAAAUCUGUAAAAUGAAAUGGGGUUAUAUGGGGGAGUAAAUUCUAUUCCGUUUAUUUCGGUUUGAGUUCCCGACUCGUCUGUUCCCUCGUGUUAGAGUAGGGGGGCCCCGCGCGGGGCGGCCGUGCGUGUUUGCUGUAGCACUGAAGUGAAGAGGUUUUAGCUUUGGCCGGUCACAGAGUAGAGCAUCAUGGUUUUCAGUGUUUGAGAGAAUCGAUGGAAGAAGUUUGCAGUAUUGACAUGUAUUUGCAUGCACAAAUAAAAAUUAUUUGUCCACCUUAA